UUUUAUGUCUAUGCCGUAUUUGGUACAGUCGGCGGCCUGAUUACAAUUUUCACAGUGCUUGGGAACCUUCUGACAGUUUUAUCCUACAUAAGAGAUGACAAACUUCACUCAGUGUAUAACACGUAUAUAUUAAACUUGGCAAUAGCAGAUUUUAUUCUUGGAUUCGUGGUUCUACCGAUAUAUAUGGUCUACGAGAUCGGACCAAGUUCGUUCUGGUUGGAUUACUAUCUCUGCAAAGCGUUUUAUGUUAUAGAUUUUACAGUGUGUGUAGAAGGCGUGUUUAUGAUGAUAAUAAUUAGUUACGAUCGCCUGAUGCUACUUAGGUGUGGUAUUUCGUACCAUCAGAUUGAGACCAAAAGAAAAUGUACUAUAGUGAUAGCGUUAUCGUGGGUCUUAGCAUUUCUUGUAUAUGGACCAUCUAUUAUAUUUUGGGACAUUUGGCAAGAUAUGGACGACAUUAAUGUACCAGGGAUGUGCGAUGUACAAUUCGCACACCAUUCCGUUUUCACAACAACAACUGCAUUCUUGGAAUUUUUUAUUCCCUUAAUUCUGCUUUCGAUUGUUGAUAUUUCCAUUAUAUCCGAGCUCCGAAAACGGACAAAAUUUCGUAUUACAUCAAUAUUCAGAAGGAGUUUCAGACGAAGCAGUAAAUCAAAAUCCGAAUCAACGAAAUCAAAAUCUUCUUUGAUAUCAGACAAUGAAUCUAAAGUUGAUUCUGUAAAAAGUAAAGACUCUAAAAGGAAAGAAAACAAAACAUGUCAAACUGAUUAUCGAAAACGUAGAGAAAAGAAAGCGAUGAAAUCGUUAGGUUUACUAAUGGCAGUGUUUUUUGUCACAUGGGCACCCUAUACUAUUUAUACUAUCAUCAAAUCCGUACAGAAAGGAGACAUCGAAUUAUUGAGUUAUGAAGCUUUAACGUGGUUUCUUUGGCUGAAGUCGGCUGUUAAUCCGUUGUUAUAUGCCUUCAACAGUAAAAGAUAUAGACGGAAUUUUAAGUUUUUCCUUUGCUGUAUCAAAUCACUUCCCUUAUUUAAGAAGAACGAAAUGUAAAUGGCAGGUGUAACAAAACUUGUAAUAAACUAUAAAUCAAUAAAACGGCAGUUUAUCAUUUUAAUAUCUUCGUCACAAAUGUUAUGGAGGAUCAAGGAAUGCACACUAUUGGGGAGAGAUAUGAAAUUAUCAUUAAUUAUAAUCACCAAAAGAAAUAAUUUCAAAAAGUGAAAGUUCGGAAGUACGAAACAUUCCUAUAAGAAAAUGUAUUUGGCAAUUGUUUGUAAAAGAUGUACAUGUAUGUAAAAGAUUAACAAAUAAACCAAGAAAAACGUCAUCUUAAAAGAUAUACAUGUAUGUAAACGAUUAACAAAUAAAUCAGU
Messenger RNA from Mytilus californianus (California mussel), 1373 nucleotides. RefSeq names its product histamine H3 receptor-like. Gene Ontology annotation, cellular component: membrane. Gene Ontology annotation, biological process: adenylate cyclase-activating adrenergic receptor signaling pathway. The record is from RefSeq and is a predicted model, not a curated record. Gene Ontology annotation, molecular function: G protein-coupled receptor activity. The annotation marks the transcript as partial. The transcript has a single exon. Lineage: Eukaryota; Metazoa; Mollusca; Bivalvia; Mytilida; Mytilidae.